AUGUCUUCGGUAAAUAAGUUACUCAAACAGGCAAAAAACCUCGUGUCAGAUGAUCCAGAUAGCGCCAUUGAUAUUCUUCAAGACGCCUUGAAAAUCGAUCCUUCCUCUACCAACGCCUAUCUUUUACUUGGUAAGGCUUACAUUAUCAAGGAUGAAGUUGCCAAAGCAGAAAAAACUUUAGCUAAAUGUAUUGAGAUCGACGGAAACAACUUAAUUGCUUGGAAAGGUUACUUUUCAAUUGUGAAGAAUCAGCCUUCAAAUCUAGCAAAAUUUAUGGAUGUCUGCGGCAAAUAUUCUAAAGUAUUGGUCGAUUGUAAUGAAAGCGUUGUCGAGUUGACUAAACAAAUAACAUUAUAUUUCAAGAAAAAUGACGAUAAUUCAAAAGAAUUCAAAUGCAAAUAUUAUGAAUAUCUUAUUCCUGGAACACAGCUAGCUGAAAACUGUGGAUCACUAAUCGUUAGACCCGAAGACGCUCUUGAAAGAUUAUUAACUUUGAAAUUCGAAGCUCAGCUUGAAGAGAUAAAGAUCCAAUCUGAUAAAAUCAGACUUAAAAAUAACAAGGCUGCUACCGCUACAAAAAUCCGUGAAUUCAAACUAACGCUUUACAAAAAAUCACAAGUGGAAAAACUUUAUGAAUUAUUGAUUAACGUCACCCACGACGAUGAAAAAAGACAGAAUCUUGAAGAAGAUUUAUUGAAAUAUAAGUAUGAAGUGUUGUCAACUAUUGAGGAGGAAAAGGAGCCUGCUUUAAAAGAUCAAUACAAGAAUCAAGUGCUUGAUAUGGUCAACGGUAUGAUUGUCGUUAAUCAUCCAUCCAAAUUUGCUUGGAAUUUGUAUUUUGAUUUGAACGAUUUCAUCAAUAUUUCCGACAUUGACAUAGAUAAUAUUAUAAACUAUAUCAAACGAUUCAAUGGUCAUGGGUUGGCAAAUAUAAUCUACGCUUACAUGGCAUCUGAAAUUUCAACUUUUGAUAAACAAGUGUUUUUAAAGGUUAAAGAUGAAAUUCUGAAGAAAGAUAACAAUAAACGGAAUCACAAAAAUAAAUCCAGAAAAAACAACACAAAACUGAAAGUCGUUGAUGAUGAAGAGCAGUCUGAUAUCAGGGAAAGUGACACUACCACCGAAGAGUUACAAAAGGCUAAUCUUAUUGAAGAUUCGACCAAUGAUCAAACAUUAUCCGAGGAAGAAGUUUUAUCAAUCAUGGUAAACGGCUAUCAGUCUGGCAAAAAAUCAAAAAAUAGUGGGAAAGAUAGUCUUUUUGCCCACAGAAUCCUUACUUCGUAUUAUCUUCAUUUGCAAGAAUACGAAAGUGCAUUGAAUAUUUGUAAAACUGGAAUUGAUUUAUUGGUAAAGCUCAAGAAAGUUGUAGGUUUUGAUCUACCAAAUUCAAAACAAUUCUUUAUUGUCAAGUUGGCCACUAUAUAUACCUAUUAUGAGGCUCCCAAAAAUUUUCCAGCGGCUUUGAGAUUGUAUGAUUCUAUUUUGGAUUCAUUUCCAGAUAACUCAGAUGCAAAGGUGGGUAAAGGUUUAGUUUAUUCCCAAGAAGGCAAGUUAGAAGAUGCAAAAGAAUUGAUAAGUGAUGUUUUAGCGGAAUACCCAGACAACAAUAAUGCAUUACUAGAGUUGUCUUGGUGUAAAAUACAGCUUCAUGAAUUAGAAGAAGGUAGGGAAGGGUUGCUUAAGGGGUUUGAAAAUAUUAAGGGUUCAGAUCUAAGGUCUUUUGAUAGGCGGUCGACUAUUUUAUGGAGGUUGGCCCAAAGUUAUAUAUUUGAGGCUGAAUCGGUUGAAGAUGAAAAUGUUAUCACAGAUUUAGUUCAGAAAUCAUAUGACUAUUUACUCCGUUCCUUGAAAACCAACAAGAAUAAUGCUGCUUCGUAUACUUCCUUAGGUUUAAUUUACAAGAAUUAUUAUGAUGAUGAAAACAGGGCUCUCAAAUGUUUCUAUAAGGCAUUUGAUCUUGAUGUGGGAGAAAUCGUGUCAGCAAGAUUCUUAGUUGAGGAUUUUGUUGCCAAAUCAGAUUGGGAGUUGGCUGAAGUGCUAUGUGAAAGGUUAGUGUCGUCAGAGAAAGUAAGACGUAUGCUUCCAAAGGAGAAUGUUGACAAAUCUUGGCCAUAUAGAGUGCUUGGAGUUGCAGCUUUGGAAACCCAAAAAGGCGAAAAAGCAGUGGAAUGGUUUCAAUCAGCGAUUAGAUUAGCUGGUAAUGACGACGUGGAAUCAUGGGUUGGUUUGGGAGAAACCUACCUUGCGUUUGGUAGACUUGAAUCAGCAAUCAAGGUUUUCAAUAGAGCGAUUUUUAUUGAUGAAACCCACUGGCAUGCCAAGUAUUUACUAGGUGUCAGUCAGCAUCUUAUUAAGGAGUACGAGGCUAGUAUUAGUACCUUGGAGUCAAUCUUGGAAGAAAGACCAGAAGAAGAAUGUGUUAUUAUUGCUUUGUAUGAAGCGUUGAUCUCCUUGGCAAACCAUUACAUUGAUGGUGGAUUUUAUGGUAGAGCCGUGGGCUCUAGUUGUAAAGCCAUAGAUUUCUUGGUUACUGCAAGUGCUAAGACUAUCAGAUCUCACAAACUUUGGAAAUCAACAACUGACGUUAUUAGGUUAUUUUUAACUGUUCAAUCUAAGAUUGAACAGUUUCCAUAUAACAAAGUGAUUCUGAUUAUAAAAAAGCUUUAUGAAGAUGUUGAGAGUGAUAAUCCAGAUUCUGAUAAAUCUGAAGAGGAUGAGUUACUUGGGAAAAUCAGCGUCAUCGAUAAAGUCACGAUCGAUUAUAUUGAUGAACUUUCAUUAUCCGAGAAUAUUGUGGAAUUAUUGAACUGUUUAUUGGUUAUGACUGCAAAAUGUUCAAUUUUGUCUCUUCAGAAGAAAACUGCCAAAAUUGUUAGAGCCACAAAUUGGUAUAAUUUAGGUCUUGCCCAAUUAGAGUCAUUCAUUCAAACAGGUAGAACACAGUACCGUGAUGCAGCUAUCGACUCCUUGAAGAGAUCUAUUCAAUUAGAAUCUAGCAAUGCCAACUACUGGGUUUCCUUAGGGGUGGUUAUGGUUUCUGUCAACCCAAGAAUUUCUCAGCACUGCUUUAUUAAGGCUUCUGCGCUUGAUCCUAAGAAUGGUGAGAUUUGGAAUAAUUUGGCUGUUUUGUACUUGAGAUAUGGGGACUUGGAGUUAGCUCAACAAACCUUUGUCAAGGCUCAAAGCAUCGCUCCUGACCUUGCACAUUCAUGGAUUGGUGAUGCCUUGAUGGCCACAGAAUCUGGUGAUAAUGAAACCGCGUCUAAAUUAUUCACCCAUGCCUUGGUUUUGUCUAAUGGACGCUCUCCAAUUGCUCAGUUGAUGUAUGGUAUGUCUGUUUGUAGUAACAGAAUUGGUGCUAAUGAUGAUAAGAUGGAUAUUCAAGCUGCUCAGGAAUUGACAAUGGCAAGUUUCACCAUGAGCAGGUUUUUAAAACAGAAACCGAACGAUCAGGUCGGUUUAGAGAUUGCCUGUGAUAUCGCUGAGAGAAUUGGGGAUUAUGAAUAUGGUGAACAAUUAGCAGCUAAGUUAUGUGAUAUGUUAGAAGCAAAAUAUGAAGAGAAUGAGAGCGAAUCGGUAUUGAUGCAGUAUGCCCAAGCGAAGACUCAAUUGGCGAGACUCAAUUUGGGGAAUGGCAACUAUGAAGGUUGUAUUGAUAAUGCUCAAUUUACGUUAGAUAUCCUUGGAGGCGAUGAGGAUAACGAGGAAGAGAAUGAUGAUGAAAAAUCACCAGAAGUUACAAAAUGCGUUCUAUCAUCAAGAACUGUUCUUGGAUUGGCUUAUUAUUCCUUGGACGAGUUUGGUCAAUCCAUUGAGGAAUUCAAGAAAAUAUUAAGGCAUUCUGGUGGAGAAACUAGCUUUAUCAUUUUAAUUGCACAAGCGUUAUAUAACUACGAUGAUCCAGAAACUAAGCAGGCUGCUCUUGAUGAAUUAUUUGAGUCCAUCACUCAAAAAGGCACUUCAUUGGUCACUUUGUUCAUAUUGGCAUCCAUUGCUCUUAUUGAAAAGGAUGAACAAAUAAUGUUGGUAAUCAAGGAAGAGCUUGAAGGCUUGUCGCUAGAUUACUUAUCAAGUGAUUGCUUUCAUAGAGUCCCAUUAUUGAUCAAUCUUAUUUCCAAAAGAUUGGGUCUUGAAUCCAAGGAAAUCACGCAAUGGCAGCGCCAUGCAACAUAUUUCCCAAAUGAUUACUUGGUUUGGAGGCAUUUGGAUAGCAAAAUUGCUGCGAAGAUUGGAGAAAGUGGUCAAUCUAGCGUCGAUACCAAUGAAUUAUCAAAUUUGUAUGCCGAAACCGGCCAAUUGAGAUUAAUUCAAAGAAGUUUGAUUCUCAAUCCUGGGAAUGCUCAUUCGUACAAAGCUUUGGCUGAGAUACCACAGCAAUGA
Molecule: messenger RNA, 4380 nt
Organism: Saccharomycopsis crataegensis
Lineage: Eukaryota; Fungi; Ascomycota; Saccharomycetes; Ascoideales; Saccharomycopsidaceae
Gene: SKI3
Product: SKI complex subunit tetratricopeptide repeat protein SKI3
Exons: 1
Coding region: 1-4380 (1459 amino acids)
Cellular component (GO): Ski complex
Molecular function (GO): protein binding
Source: RefSeq, a predicted model, not a curated record